Molecule: messenger RNA, 17503 nt
Organism: Pogona vitticeps (central bearded dragon)
Lineage: Eukaryota; Metazoa; Chordata; Lepidosauria; Squamata; Agamidae
Source: RefSeq, a predicted model, not a curated record
AUUGGAAACUUCGGACGAACAUUACCAAAGGAUUGGCAAGUGAUAAGUAAGGAAUUCCUGGGGCGGUUCCAGCCUGGAUCAAAGUCCUAGAAAGAUGGAGAAGGAGGAAGAAGAAGAAACUCGGGAGAUUCUUCUCCCGGACUGGGAAGGCAGUGGUUCUCACGGUAUCACCAUCAAUCAGACAGAAGAAGGUGUUUUUGUGAAACAGGUUGACCACAACUCGCCUGCUGCCAAAACAGGAGUUGUGAAAGAAGGGGAUCAGAUAGUGAGUGCCACAAUUUACUUUGACAACUUGCAGUCCGGGGAAGUUACAGAGCUCCUUAAAAAUGUAGGCCACCACACAGUGGGCCUUCGGCUACAGAGGAAAGGCGACCGGUCUCCAUUGCCAGGACAGUCUUGGUCCCAUGAUGUGUUUACCCCGAAAAGUCCAGAGGUUGUUCUGAGCGGAGAUGAUGAAGAUUACAGACGGAUUUAUACGACAAAAAUUAAGCCUCGCCUUAAAUCAGAAGAUGGUAUGGAAGUGGAACACACAGGAACCCAGAGCAGAACAAUCACGGUCACCAAGAGAGUUACUGCUUACACAGUUGAUGUCACAGGACCUGAAAGUGCCAAAGAGAUUGACAUAACCAGUCCAGAGUUUAAAAUCAAGAUUCCAAAACAUGAACAUACCCAUGUUUCAAAAGCAGAGAUUGAAACAGAACCUGGGAAAACUGUCAUCAAGAUACCACAUAUGGAUUUGUCAGGGAGAACUAGCCAAGUAAGAGACUCCCAUGUUGGGAAGAGAGGACCUUCUGAAGUUACAUCUUCUGGACCAACUGUUGAAUCACCGUCAAAGAAGCUGGAAUUUGGCGUUCCUGGUAUUCAUGUAGAUGCUGGUAUUCAUGUUACAAGGCCUGAAAUAAAUGGGAAAACAGGGGAUAUAGACUUAAAAGCAGGGGUUCCAGAUAUCUCAGGUCCUAAAAUACAAGGUGAUGUGGGAGGGUUGCAAGCGGAUUUGUCACUACCAUUCUCCAAGGGUCCUUCUGUUGGUAUUUCAGUCCCCCAAAUUCAAGGUGAAAGUAAAGGAAAUAUCACAUUUCCUUCAAUGAAAAUGCCUAAAUUUGGUAUAUCAAUUCCAGUUUCUGAUGUUGAAGUCCCUCAACUUGAUACAGCUGCACCUUCAGUUACAAUCAAAAGCUCUGAAAUCACACCGCCGCAAAUAGAUAUAAAAGGACUGAACCUGAAAGAUGGGGUGAAAAUGACCUCUCCAACUUUGGAAGGCCCCAAGGUGGAUAUCAAAGGGCCAAAAGUGGAUUUUGGGGCUCCAGAUGUUGGACUUGAAGGGAGUGAAGGAAAAAUCAAAAUUCCACACAUGAAACUUCCUAAGUUUUCUGCAUCAAGCCCUGCUGUGGAUGUGACUGUUCCAGAAGGGAAAGUUGACAUUUCAGGGCCUCAAGUGGUUAUGCAAGCGCCAGAUGUGACUCUUGAAGCACAAACGAAAGGACACAAAUUUGGCAAGCCUGAAAUAUUUGGUCAGACACCUAAAAUUUCUAUGUCAGACGUUGAUUUAAACCUCAAGGGCCCUAAAGUGAAAGGAGCUGCUGAUAUUUCAGGGCCAAAGAUGGAAAGUGCCUUGAAAGGACCUGGCAUGGGCAUUAAGGGGCCCAGACUAGAUAUCGAAGUUCCCAAUGUUGACCUCAAAGGUAGUUUGGAAGGUCCAAAAGUCUCAGUGCCUUCUUUGAAAACAUCUCCAGUAAAAGUAGAUAUGCCAGAUGUGAAGGGGAUGAUAGGAAAGGCUGAUGUGGAUGUUUCUGUGCCAAAGGUAGAAGGUGGUAUCAAGGGACCUCAGGUUGAUAUCACAGGCCCUAAAAUAGACACAACUGCACCCAGCUUUGGCAUCAAAGGACUUGGAGGGCAACUGAAGGGUUCCCAAAUCAAGACUCCACAAAUAUCCAUACCUGACAUUGACCUGAACUUGAAAGGUCCCAAAAUCAAAGGUGAUAUAGGUGAUGCAUCCAUUCCGAAAGUGGAAGGAGAAUUAAAAGGCCCAGGGGUUGACAUCAAAGGUCCCAAACUGGAUGUCACUGCCCCAGAUGUAGAACUUCAUGGACCAGAACUCAAAAUGCCCAAAAUGAAAAUGCCUAAAUUUGGAGUGCCUGGCUUUAAAACUGAAGGUCCUGAUGUAGACAUCAGUAUUCCAAAGGGAAGUGUUGGCAUUUCUGGUCCCAAGGUUGACAUUGAAGCUCCCAGUGUGGACAUCAAAGGCCCAGCAGGACAGCUAAAGGGCCCCCAUGUCAAAAUGCCAGAAGUACAUGUCAAGACUCCUCAAAUAUCCAUACCAGACAUCGACCUAAACCUGAAAGGCCCGAAAAUCAAGGGAGACGUGGAUGUUUCCAUUCCUAAAAUGGAAGGAGAAUUAAAAGGCCCAGCUGUUGACAUCAAGGGUCCCAAAGUGGACAUCAGUGCACCGGACGUUGAACUUCAUGGCCCAGAACUCAAAAUGCCAAAACUGAAAAUGCCCAAAUUCGGCAUGCCAGGGUUCAAAGCAGAGGUUCCAGAUGUAGACAUCAGUCUUCCGAAGGGCAACAUUGACAUUUCAUCUCCAAAGGUAGAGAUAGAAGGACCAGAAGAAAAAAUUAAAGGUCCCACAUUCAAGAUGCCCCAAGUGCCUGAUGUGGAUCUGAAGGGGCCCACACUUAAAGGUAACAUCAAUGUUUCUGUGCCAGAGGUGGAAAGUGCUUUCAGAGGACCCCAGGUGGAUAUCAAAGGCUCUAAAAUGGACUUCCCUGAACCUGGCAUUGACAUAAAAGGCACUGGAGCACAACUCAAAGGUCUUCAUGUAAAGACUCCACAAAUAUCCAUACCUGACAUUGAUCUGAACUUGAAAGGCCCCAGGGUCAAAGGAGACAUAGAUGUUUCCAUUCCAAAAGUGGAAGGAGAAUUAAAAGGCUCAGGUGUCAACAUCAGCAGUCCCAAACUGGAUGUCAGUGCCCCAGAUGUAGAACUUCAUGGACCAGAACUCAAAAUGCCCAAAAUGAAAAUGCCUAAAUUUGGAGUUCCUGGCUUGAAAGCUGAAGGUCCUGAUGUAGAUGCCAGUCUUCCAAAGGGAAGUGUUGACAUUUCAGGUCCAAAGGUGGGCAUUGACGCUCCCAGUGUAGGCAUCAAAGGUCCAGCAGGACAACUGAAAGGUCCUCAUGUCAAGAUGCCAGAAGUACAUGUCAAGACUCCUCAAAUAUCCAUACCAGACAUCGACCUGAACCUGAAGGGCCCGAAAAUCAAGGGAGACAUGGAUGUUUCCAUUCCAAAAAUGGAAGGAGAAUUAAAAGGCCCAGCUGUUGACAUCAAGGGUCCCAAAAUGGACAUCAGUGCACCGGAUGUUGAACUUCAUGGUCCAGAACUCAAAAUGCCAAAAAUGAAAAUGCCCAAAUUCAGCAUGCCAGGGUUCAAAGCAGAUGUACCUGAUGUAGACAUCAGUCUUCCAAAGGGCAGCGUUGAAAUUUCAGGUCCAAAUGUAGACAUAGAAGCUCCCAGUGUGGGCAUCAAAGGUCCAGCAGGACAACUGAAAGGUCCUCAUGUCAAGAUGCCAGAAGUACAUGUCAAGACUCCUCAAAUAUCCAUACCAGACAUCGACCUGAACCUGAAGGGCCCGAAAAUCAAGGGAGACAUGGAUGUUUCCAUUCCAAAAAUGGAAGGAGAAUUAAAAGGCCCAGCUGUUGACAUCAAGGGUCCCAAAAUGGACAUCAGUGCACCGGAUGUUGAACUUCAUGGCCCAGAACUCAAAAUGCCAAAACUGAAAAUGCCCAAAUUCAGCAUGCCAGGGUUCAAAGCAGAUGUCCCUGAUGUAGAUGUCAGUCUUCCAAAAGGAAGCAUUGACAUUUCAGGUCCAAAAGUAGAUGUAGAAGUUCCCAGUGUGGACAUCAAAGGGCCAACAGGACAGCUAAAAGGCCCCCAUGUCAAGAUGCCAGAAGUACAUGUCAAGACUCCUCAAAUAUCCAUACCAGACAUCGACCUGAACCUGAAGGGUCCCAGAGUCAAGGGAGAUGUAGAUGUUUCCCUCCCAAAAGUUGAAGGAGGAUUAAAGGGCCCAGCUGUUGACAUCAAGGGUCCCAAAAUGGACAUCAGUGCACCGGAUGUUGAACUUCAUGGCCCAGAACUCAAAAUGCCAAAACUGAAAAUGCCCAAAUUCAGCAUGCCAGGGUUCAAAGCAGAUGUCCCUGAUGUAGAUGUCAGUCUUCCAAAGGGCAGUGUUGACAUUUCAGGUCCAAAGGUAGACAUAGAAGCACCUGGAGUGGACAUUGAGGGGCCAGAAGGCAAAAUUAAAGGUCCAAGAUUCAAAAUGCCUGAAAUGCAUAUGAAAACACCUAAAAUAUCCAUGCCAGACAUUGAUCUGAAUCUAAAAGGGCCCAAAUUCAAAGGAGAUGUGGAUGUUUCUAGACCAAAGAUAGGAGGUGAACUCAAAGGUCCUCAUGUUGACAUUGAAGGUCCUAAAUUGGAUGUUGAUAUUCCUGAUGUAGAGAUGGAAGGUCCUGAAGGAAAAAUUAAAGGUUCUAAAUUCAAGAUGCCCAAGCUAAAUAUUAAAGGCCCUAAAAUAUCCAUGCCAGAUGUAGACCUGGACCUAAAAGUCCCCAAAAUGAAAGGUGAAAUGGAUGUGACUGUUCCGGAGAUUGAGGGUGAUUUGAAAGGACCACGUAUUGAUGUCAAGAGUCCGAAGCUUGAUGUGGAUCUCCCGGAUGUUGAUCUUGAAGGUCCAGAUGCCAAGUUGAAGAUGCCAAAAAUGAAGUUACCAAAGUUUGAGAUGCCUGGCUUCAAAGGUCCUGAUGUUGAUGUGAGCCUUCCCAAAGGAGACCUUGAAGUUUCAGGACCAAAACUGGAUAUUGAUAUGCCAAAUGUAGACAUUGAAUGUCCAGAAGGAAAAGUUAAAGGACCUAAAUUCAAAAUGCCAGAGAUGCAUUUCAAAACACCCAAAAUCUCCAUGCCCGAUAUUGAUCUGAACUUGAAGGGACCCAAGGUGAAAGGAGAUGUUGAAGUGUCUGUCCCAAAAUUAGAAGGAGAAUUGACGGGUCCGCAAAUAGAUAUCAAGGCCCCUACAGUAGAUGUGAGUGGCCCUGAUGUUGAUCUCAAGAGUGAGGGGAAGCUGAAAAUGCCAAAAUUGAAGAUGCCACAUUUUAGUGCCACAGGACCCAAAGUUGAAGGCCCCGAUGUAGAUCUCAGCUUCCCAAAAGGAGAUGUAGAUUUUGAAGCUCCUGAAUUGGAUAUUGAAGGUCCUGAUGCAAAACUGAAAGGUUCAAAAUUUAAGAUGCCCAAACUAAAUAUUAAAGCACCUAAAAUCUCCAUGCCUGAUGUAGACUUACAUCUCAGAGGCCCUGGAGCAAGAGGCGAAAUGGAUGUAACUGUUCCAAAUCUUGAAGGAAAUAUCAAGGGCCCCAAAGUAGACAUUGAAGCACCUGAUGUUGAAAUUGAGGGUCCAGAAGGAAAGUGGAAAGGCCCUAAAUUCAAGAUGCCUGAAAUGAACAUCAAGGCUCCAAAGAUCUCCAUGCCAGAGAUUGAUUUGAACCUGAAGGGGCCUAAACUGAAGGGGGAUGGUGACGUGUCAGUUCCAAAACUGGAAGGUGACCUCAGAGCCCCAGAUGUUGAUCUCAAGGGUCCUAAAGUGGAUAUUGAAGCACCUGAUGUUGAAAUUGAGGGUCCAGAAGGAAAGUGGAAAGGCCCUAAAUUCAAGAUGCCUGAAAUGAACAUCAAGGCUCCAAAGAUCUCCAUGCCAGAGAUUGAUUUGAACCUGAAGGGGCCUAAACUGAAGGGGGAUGGUGACGUGUCAGUUCCAAAACUGGAAGGUGACCUCAGAGCCCCAGAUGUUGAUCUCAAGGGUCCUAAAGUGGAUAUUGAAGCACCUGAUGUUGAAAUUGAGGGUCCAGAAGGAAAGUGGAAAGGCCCUAAAUUCAAGAUGCCUGAAAUGAACAUCAAGGCUCCAAAGAUCUCCAUGCCAGAGAUUGAUUUGAACCUGAAGGGGCCUAAACUGAAGGGGGAUGGUGACGUGUCAGUUCCAAAACUGGAAGGUGACCUCAGAGCCCCAGAUGUUGAUCUCAAGGGUCCUAAAGUGGAUAUUGAAGCACCUGAUGUUGAAAUUGAGGGUCCAGAAGGAAAGUGGAAAGGCCCUAAAUUCAAGAUGCCUGAAAUGAACAUCAAGGCUCCAAAGAUCUCCAUGCCAGAGAUUGAUUUGAACCUGAAGGGGCCUAAACUGAAGGGGGAUGGUGACGUGUCAGUUCCAAAACUGGAAGGUGACCUCAGAGCCCCAGAUGUUGAUCUCAAGGGUCCUAAAGUGGAUAUUGAAGCACCUGAUGUUGAAAUUGAGGGUCCAGAAGGAAAGUGGAAAGGCCCUAAAUUCAAGAUGCCUGAAAUGAACAUCAAGGCUCCAAAGAUCUCCAUGCCAGAGAUUGAUUUGAACCUGAAGGGGCCUAAACUGAAGGGGGAUGGUGACGUGUCAGUUCCAAAACUGGAAGGUGACCUCAGAGCCCCAGAUGUUGAUCUCAAGGGUCCUAAAGUGGAUAUUGAAGCACCUGAUGUUGAAAUUGAGGGUCCAGAAGGAAAGUGGAAAGGCCCUAAAUUCAAGAUGCCUGAAAUGAACAUCAAGGCUCCAAAGAUCUCCAUGCCAGAGAUUGAUUUGAACCUGAAGGGGCCUAAACUGAAGGGGGAUGGUGACGUGUCAGGUCCUAAAGUGGAUAUUGAAGCACCUGAUGUUGAAAUUGAGGGUCCAGAAGGAAAGUGGAAAGGCCCUAAAUUCAAGAUGCCUGAAAUGAACAUCAAGGCUCCAAAGAUCUCCAUGCCAGAGAUUGAUUUGAACCUGAAGGGGCCUAAACUGAAGGGGGAUGGUGACGUGUCAGUUCCAAAACUGGAAGGUGACCUCAGAGCCCCAGAUGUUGAUCUCAAGGGUCCUAAAGUGGAUAUUGAAGCACCUGAUGUUGAAAUUGAGGGUCCAGAAGGAAAGUGGAAAGGCCCUAAAUUCAAGAUGCCUGAAAUGAACAUCAAGGCUCCAAAGAUCUCCAUGCCAGAGAUUGAUUUGAACCUGAAGGGGCCUAAACUGAAGGGGGAUGGUGACGUGUCAGUUCCAAAACUGGAAGGUGACCUCAGAGCCCCAGAUGUUGAUCUCAAGGGUCCUAAAGUGGAUAUUGAAGCACCUGAUGUUGAAAUUGAGGGUCCAGAAGGAAAGUGGAAAGGCCCUAAAUUCAAGAUGCCUGAAAUGAACAUCAAGGCUCCAAAGAUCUCCAUGCCAGAGAUUGAUUUGAACCUGAAGGGGCCUAAACUGAAGGGGGAUGGUGACGUGUCAGUUCCAAAACUGGAAGGUGACCUCAGAGCCCCAGAUGUUGAUCUCAAGGGUCCUAAAGUGGAUAUUGAAGCACCUGAUGUUGAAAUUGAGGGUCCAGAAGGAAAGUGGAAAGGCCCUAAAUUCAAGAUGCCUGAAAUGAACAUCAAGGCUCCAAAGAUCUCCAUGCCAGAGAUUGAUUUGAACCUGAAGGGGCCUAAACUGAAGGGGGAUGGUGACGUGUCAGUUCCAAAACUGGAAGGUGACCUCAGAGCCCCAGAUGUUGAUCUCAAGGGUCCUAAAGUGGAUAUUGAAGCACCUGAUGUUGAAAUUGAGGGUCCAGAAGGAAAGUGGAAAGGCCCUAAAUUCAAGAUGCCUGAAAUGAACAUCAAGGCUCCAAAGAUCUCCAUGCCAGAGAUUGAUUUGAACCUGAAGGGGCCUAAACUGAAGGGGGAUGGUGACGUGUCAGUUCCAAAACUGGAAGGUGACCUCAGAGCCCCAGAUGUUGAUCUCAAGGGUCCUAAAGUGGAUAUUGAAGCACCUGAUGUUGAAAUUGAGGGUCCAGAAGGAAAGUGGAAAGGCCCUAAAUUCAAGAUGCCUGAAAUGAACAUCAAGGCUCCAAAGAUCUCCAUGCCAGAGAUUGAUUUGAACCUGAAGGGGCCUAAACUGAAGGGGGAUGGUGACGUGUCAGUUCCAAAACUGGAAGGUGACCUCAGAGCCCCAGAUGUUGAUCUCAAGGGUCCUAAAGUGGAUAUUGAAGCACCUGAUGUUGAAAUUGAGGGUCCAGAAGGAAAGUGGAAAGGCCCUAAAUUCAAGAUGCCUGAAAUGAACAUCAAGGCUCCAAAGAUCUCCAUGCCAGAGAUUGAUUUGAACCUGAAGGGGCCUAAACUGAAGGGGGAUGGUGACGUGUCAGGUCCUAAAGUGGAUAUUGAAGCACCUGAUGUUGAAAUUGAGGGUCCAGAAGGAAAGUGGAAAGGCCCUAAAUUCAAGAUGCCUGAAAUGAACAUCAAGGCUCCAAAGAUCUCCAUGCCAGAGAUUGAUUUGAACCUGAAGGGGCCUAAACUGAAGGGGGAUGGUGACGUGUCAGUUCCAAAACUGGAAGGUGACCUCAGAGCCCCAGAUGUUGAUCUCAAGGGUCCUAAAGUGGAUAUUGAAGCACCUGAUGUUGAAAUUGAGGGUCCAGAAGGAAAGUGGAAAGGCCCUAAAUUCAAGAUGCCUGAAAUGAACAUCAAGGCUCCAAAGAUCUCCAUGCCAGAGAUUGAUUUGAACCUGAAGGGGCCUAAACUGAAGGGGGAUGGUGACGUGUCAGGUCCUAAAGUGGAUAUUGAAGCACCUGAUGUUGAAAUUGAGGGUCCAGAAGGAAAGUGGAAAGGCCCUAAAUUCAAGAUGCCUGAAAUGAACAUCAAGGCUCCAAAGAUCUCCAUGCCAGAUGUUGACUUGAACCUGAAGGGCCCCAAACUGAAAGGAGAUGUGGAUGUUUCAGUGCCAGAGGUUGAAGGUGAAUUGACAGGACCCAACAUUGACAUCAGAGGCCCAAAAGUGGACAUUGACGCACCCGAUCUUGAGCUUCAUGGUCCUGAAGGCAAGCUGAAACUGCCCAAAUUCAAAAUGCCCAAAUUUGGAAUGCCUGGUUUCAAAGCAGAAGGCCCUGAACUAGAUGUCAAUCUUCCAAAGGGGGACAUUGAUGUAUCUGCUCCAAAGGUAGACCUUGAAGGUCCUGAAUUUGAUAUUGAAGGUCCAGAAGGCAAGAUUAAAGGUCCUAAGUUCAAGAUGCCUGAAAUGCACAUCAAGGCACCCAAGAUCUCCAUGCCAGAUGUUGACUUGAACCUGAAGGGCCCCAAACUGAAAGGGGAUGUGGAUGUUUCAUUGCCAAAAGUUGAAGGUGAAUUGAAAGGACCCAACAUUGACAUCAGAAGCCCGAAAGUGGACAUCGACACACCAGACCUUGAGCUUCAUGGUCCUGAAGGCAAGCUGAAAAUGCCCAAAUUUAAAAUGCCCAAAUUUGGAAUGCCUGGCUUUAAAGGAGAAGGCCCUUCAAUGGAUGUGAACUUACCCAAGGGUGAGGUAGAUAUUUCUGCUCCCAAAUUAGACAUUGAAACUCCUGAUUUGGAAAUAGAAGGCCCUGAAGGAAAAUUAAAAGGCCCCAAGAUUAAGAAGCCUGAAAUGCAUUUUAAUGUCCCCAAAAUUUCGAUGCCUGAUAUUGACUUAAAUUUGAAAGGUCCAAAAUUAAAAGGCGACAUAGAAGGUGACAUCAAAGGUCCUAAUGUUGAACUGAAAGGGCCAGACAUUGAUGUGGAGGCACCAAAAAUAGAUAUUGAAGCAAAGCCAAAGAAGUCAAGAUUUAAGCUUCCCAAAUUCAAUUUUUCUGGGCCAAAGAUUCAUACCCCAGAGGUUGAUGUGAAACUUAAGAAACCAGAUAUUGAUGUGUCAGGUCCAAAAAUUGAUGUUCAAGGUCCAGAUGUUGACAUUCAGGGAAAAGCAAAAGGUUCUAAAUUUAAAAUGCCCUCCUUGAACAUCUCAUCACCAAAAGUUUCAAUGCCUGAUGUGGAAUUAAACUUAAAAGGACCUAAAUUAAAAGGAGACCUUGAUGUUUCUGCUCCAAGCCUGGAAGGAGAUCUUAAAGCUCCUGACAUUGAAGUCAAAGGCCCCAAAUUGGACAUUGAUGUUCCAGAUGUUGACCUGCAUGGACCAGAGGCCAAACUAAAAAUGCCCAAGUUUAGGAUGCCUAAAUUUGGAAUUCCAGGAAUCAAAGCAGAGGGACCUGAUGUGGAUGUAGAUCUUCCCAAAGCAGACAUUGAACUAUCAGGCCCCAAAUUGGACAUUGAAGCCCCUGACAUCGAAGUAGAAGGCCCCGAGGGCAGGAUGAAGGGCCCCAAAUUUAAAAUGCCUGAAAUGAAUAUUAAUCUUCCCAAAAUGUCAAUGCCAGAUGUAGACUUAAAUUUAAAAGGCCCUAAACUAAAAGGAGGUGUUGAUAUUUCUACUCCAAAACUGGAAGGUGACCUGAAAGGUCCAAAUGUUGAGAUCAAGGGUCCAAAAGUAGAUGUUGAUAUUCCAGAUGUUGAGAUUGAAGUCCCAGAAGGAAAACUGAAGGGGCCCAAAUUUAAAAUGCCAGACAUGCACUUUAAAACCCCUAAAAUCUCCAUGCCAGAUUUCGACAUGAACCUAAAAGGCCCUAAAGUAAAAGGAGAUGUAGAUGUUUCAGUUCCAAAGCUGGAAGGUGACUUGAAAGCUCCAGACAUAGACAUCAAAGGCCCAAAAUUGGAUGUUGAUAUCCCAGAUGUUGAUAUAGAAGGGCCUGAUGGAAAACUCAAAGGACCUAAGUUCAGGAUGCCUGAAAUGCAUUUUAAAGCUCCCAAAAUCUCCAUGCCAGACUUUGACAUUAAUUUAAAAGGCCCCAAAGUAAAGGGGGACAUGGAUGUGUCUGUACCAAAAUUGGAAGGGGAUCUAAAAGGCCUUGAAGCUGACAUCAAAGGUCCAAAACUAGAUGUAGAUGUACCAGAUGUUGAAAUUGAAGGCCCAGAAGGAAAGUGGAAAGGCCCUAAAUUCAAGAUGCCUGAAAUGAACAUCAAGGCUCCAAAGAUCUCCAUGCCCGACAUUGAUCUGAACCUGAAAGGCCCUAAAAUGAAAGGAGAUGUGGAUGUCUCCUUGCCAAAGGUUGAAGGUGAUUUGAAAGGACCAGAAAUAGACAUCAGAGGUCCUAAACUGGACAUUGAGGCUCCAGAUGUUGACCUUCAUGGGCCAGAAGGAAAACUGAAAAUGCCCAAGUUCAAGAUGCCCAAGUUUGGAAUGCCUGGAUUCAAAGGAGAAGGACCCGAUGUGGAUGUAAGUCUCCCCAAAGCAGAGCUGGACGUUUCCCUUCCCAAAGUUGACAUUGAAGCACCCAGCCUGGACGUUGAAGGUCCUGAAGGAAAACUGAAAGGGCCCAAGUUUAAGAUGCCCGAAAUGCAUAUCAAAGCUCCAAAGAUCUCCAUGCCAGAUAUUGAUUAGAACCUGAAGGGGCCUAAACUGAAGGGGGAUGUUGACGUGUCAGUUCCAAAACUGGAAGGUGACCUCAGAGGCCCAGAUGUUGAUCUCAAGGGUCCUAAAGUGGAUAUUGAAGCACCUGAUGUUGAGAUUGAAGGUCCUGAUGGAAAGUGGAAAGGCCCCAAGUUCAAGAUGCCAGAUAUGCACUUCAAAGCACCCAAAAUCUCCAUGCCGGACUUUGAUUUGAACUUGAAAGGUCCUAAAGUGAAAGGAGAUGUGGAUGUCUCUGUGCCAAAGUUGGAAGGUGAUCUGAAGGCCCCUGAUCUUGAUAUCAAAGGACCAAAACUAGAUGUUGAUGUUCCUGAUGUUGAGCUUGAAGGUCCCGAGGGAAAGUGGAAAGGGCCUAAAUUUAAGAUGCCAGACAUGCACUUCAAAGCACCCAAAAUUUCCAUGCCUGAUGUGGAUUUCAACCUGAAAGGGCCCAAGAUGAAAGGAGAUGUAGACCUUUCUGCUCCCAGCCUAGAAGGUGAUUUGAAAGCACCAGACAUUGACAUCAGAGGUCCUAAACUGGACAUUGAGGUUCCAGAUGUUGACCUUCAUGGGCCAGAAGGAAAACUGAAAAUGCCCAAGUUCAAGAUGCCCAAGUUUGGAAUGCCUGGAUUCAAAGGAGAAGGACCCGAUGUGGAUGUAAGCCUCCCCAAAGCAGAGCUGGACGUUUCCCUUCCCAAAGUUGACAUUGAAGCACCCAGCCUGGACGUUGAAGGUCCUGAAGGAAAACUGAAAGGGCCCAAGUUUAAGAUGCCCGAAAUGCAUAUCAAAGCUCCAAAGAUCUCCAUGCCAGAUAUUGAUUAGAACCUGAAGGGGCCUAAACUGAAGGGGGAUGUUGACGUGUCAGUUCCAAAACUGGAAGGUGACCUCAGAGGCCCAGAUGUUGAUCUCAAGGGUCCUAAAGUGGACAUUGAAGCACCUGAUGUUGAGAUUGAAGGUCCUGAUGGAAAGUGGAAAGGCCCCAAGUUCAAGAUGCCAGAUAUGCACUUCAAAGCACCCAAAAUCUCCAUGCCGGACUUUGAUUUGAACUUGAAAGGUCCUAAAGUGAAAGGAGAUGUGGAUGUCUCUGUGCCAAAGUUGGAAGGUGAUCUGAAGGCCCCUGAUCUUGAUAUCAAAGGACCAAAACUAGAUGUUGAUGUUCCUGAUGUUGAGCUUGAAGGUCCCGAGGGAAAGUGGAAAGGGCCUAAAUUUAAGAUGCCAGACAUGCACUUCAAAGCACCCAAAAUUUCCAUGCCUGAUGUGGAUUUCAACCUGAAAGGGCCCAAGAUGAAAGGAGAUGUAGACCUUUCUGCUCCCAGCCUAGAAGGUGAUUUGAAAGCACCAGACAUUGACAUCAGAGGUCCUGAAGGAAAACUGAAAGGGCCCAAGUUUAAGAUGCCCGAAAUGCAUAUCAAAGCUCCAAAGAUCUCCAUGCCAGAUAUUGAUUUGAACCUGAAGGGGCCUAAACUGAAGGGGGAUGUUGACGUGUCAGUUCCAAAACUGGAAGGUGACCUCAGAGGCCCAGAUGUUGAUCUCAAGGGUCCUAAAGUGGAUAUUGAAGCACCUGAUGUUGAGAUUGAAGGUCCUGAUGGAAAGUGGAAAGGCCCCAAGUUCAAGAUGCCAGAUAUGCACUUCAAAGCACCCAAAAUCUCCAUGCCGGACUUUGAUUUGAACUUGAAAGGUCCUAAAGUGAAAGGAGAUGUGGAUGUCUCUGUGCCAAAGUUGGAAGGUGAUCUGAAGGCCCCUGAUCUUGAUAUCAAAGGACCAAAACUAGAUGUUGAUGUUCCUGAUGUUGAGCUUGAAGGUCCCGAGGGAAAGUGGAAAGGGCCUAAAUUUAAGAUGCCGGACAUGCACUUCAAAGCACCCAAAAUUUCCAUGCCUGAUGUAGAUCUUAAUCUGAAAGGGCCUCACAUGAAAGGGGACGUGGAUAUUUCUGGACCAAAACUUGAAGGAGAUCUGAAAGCUCCUGAAAUUGAUAUCAAAGGCCCGAAGUUGGACGUGGAGGCUCCUGAAGUUGAUAUUCAUGGUCCUGAUGGGAAAGUAAAGUUCCCAAAAAUGAAGCUACCCAAAUUUGGCAUGCCUGGUUUCAAAGGAGAAGGACCUCAUAUGGAUGCAAAUCUACCCAAAGGAGAAUUAGAAUUAUCAGGCCCAAAAGUCAACAUUGAAGGCCCCAACUUGGACAUUGAAGGACCAGGAGGGGAGCUGAAGGGUCCUAAGGUCACCAUGCCUGAGAUGCAUUUCAAGACACCAAAAAUAUCCAUGCCAGAGAUUGAUUUAAAUCUAAAGGGACACAAAGUUAAAGGCGACGUUGAUGUCUCCAUUCCCAAGGGCAACUUAAAAAGCCCAGAGAUUGAUGUCCAAGUACCAGGAAUUGAAGUUAAAGCUCCAGAGAUCAACUUGGAAUGUCCAGAAGCAAAUAUUGAAGGGCCGGAAGGAAAUGUUAAACUCCCCAAAUUUAAGAUGCCAAAAUUUGGGUUUGGUGGAAAAAGCCCCAAGGCAGAUGUGAAAUCUCCAACCCUGGAUGUCACCCUUCCAGAAGGUGAACUGAAUGUUGAAUCCCCUGACAUUGCCAUUUCUGGGAAAGGGAAGAAAAGCAAGUUUAAAAUGCCGAAAAUCCAUAUGAGUGGACCGAAAAUUAAAGGCAAGAAGCCUGGCUUUGAUGUGAGUGGAGAGGUAGAUGCAAGUGUGAAAUCUCCAGAUUUGGAAGGAAGUGUCUCUGUCCCUGAAGCAACACUGAAAGGGGAUGUUAACAUCAAGUCACCCAAGGGAAAAUCUGUUUUUGGGAAACUCUCUUUUCCUGAUGUUGAGUUUGAUAUAAAAUCACCUAUGUUCAAGGCGGAUGCUUCUUUGCCUAAAGUGGAAGGAGAAAUCAAGACACCAGAAAUAGAUGUUUCAAUGCCAAGUAUCAAAGCACCAAGUCUUGACGUUACAGUUCCCACCGCAAGUGCCAGUUUGCCUGACGUUAACGUUGGCGGUCCUGACAUCAGCCUUAAGAAACCAAAAUUCAACCUUUCAGGUGGAAGUGUUGACCUGGCUGGUCCCAAAUUGGAAGGAGAUCUUAGAGCACCCAGCAUCAAUGCCAAUGUUAGUACUCCUGACAUCAGCCUGAAAGGUCCAUCAGCGAACUUACCAUCUGUGGACCUUUCUGCUCCUUCCAUCUCAGCCCCUGAUCUUGAUGUUAACUUGAGAGGACCAAAGCUAAAAGGUGAUGUUGACCUCCCCACAGCAGAACUGCAAGGCCCAGAAGGAAAGCUGAAGUUCCCGAAAUUUAGCUUUCCAAAAAUUGGGAAACCGGGCGUGAAACUAGAGGGAGCUGAUGUGGAUUUUCAAGGACAGUUGCCCCCUGCAGGCAUCAAGGUGUCAGCCCCAAGUAUUGAAGGAGGUGCAAGUGUUCCUGCAGUGGAUGUAAGCUUGAAAGGACCAAAAUUAGGAGGAGACCUGGGUCUUUCGGGCGAUGUCAAAGGUCCAAAGAUUGGAUUUGGCACACCAGGGGUUGAUGUUGGCAGUUUUGAAGGAAAGCUGAACAUGCCCAAGUCUUCAGGCCUCAAUGUCAAUGUGAAUGCGCCAGACCUCGAUGUGAAAGGGCCGACAGUGAAAAUGCCCUCUGGGGGAGGUAUUUCUGCACCUGAUUUUGAUGUGAAUCUGAAAGGACCAAAGAUUGAAGGAGAUCUUGGCAUUUCUGGUGGCAUUACGUCCCCCAAGGUGGCUGUUGAGGUACCCAGUGUUAACAUGGACGGUUCUGGAGUUGGAGUCAAACUUCCUUGCAUGAAACUUCCCCAGUUUGGCAUCUCUGCCCCUCAAGGUGAAGGAAUGAGUAUUUCAGGACCACAGAUCAAAGGACCUGAAGUGGAUUUCAGAGGGCCUAACAUAUCUUCCCCAGACUUUGAUUUGAAUGUGAAAGGACCAAGUUUGAAAGGAGAUGCUCAGAUUGCUGGUGACAUGAAAGGUCAGCAGAUCAGAGUGGAAGCCCCAGGGGUGAAAAUGUCUGGCAUGGGCCUGGAUGCAGCUGCUACUGGUGUUGGUUUGAAAGGGCCUUCACUCAGUGCAUCCGCGCCAAAAGUUUCUGGAACAGACUUUGAUGUCAGUUUGAAAGGGCCUAAAAUCAAAGGUCUUGAUAUUUCCGGAGAUGUCAAAACUCCAGAGUUAAGUGCUAACGUUGAAGGCGGAGGAAGCUUUCAGGUUUCUGGACCAAAAAUAGGGGGUGAUCUCAAAGGUCCUAAGUUGGAGAUCAAAGGUCCUUCCGUUGGAGUGAAUGUUCCACAAGGCCAUUUAGAAAGCCCAUACGGGAAAGUGUCAUUCCCCAAAAUGAAAAUACCCAAGUUUGUGGUUUCAGGGCAGGAGCUAACUGGGAGGGAAGUUGGGGUUGAUGUCGAGUUCCCUCAAGCACCACAAGCGAGCCUCCAUGGUGGGACCGUAAAUGUCGAACUGGAAGAGCCUGAUAUUAAGCUUAAGAAAUCUAAAAUAAAAAUGCCAAAGUUUGCUUUCUCAAAACCUAAAGUCAAAGGCAGUGUGGGUUCCCCUGAAGUCUCAGCAUCCGUUUCGGGAGGCGAAGGUGAGCUAAAGGCAAGUCUAGGUUCCUUGGAAGGGGAUGUGGAUGUAGGUGAAGGGUCUGCCUCUCCAAAAGGGAUGUUCUCCUUCUUUAAGACCAAAAAGUCGCGGCACCGCUCAUCGUCCUUCAGUGAUGAGCAUUCAUCCCAUUCAACGCCCACCGGCACGCUGGAGCAUGAGGGAGACAAGGGCAAGCAUGCCAAACUUAAAUUUGGUACCUUUGGUGGGAUAGGGUCAAAAACUAAAGGCUCCUAUGAGGUAACAGGAAGUGAUGAUGAAACAGGGAAGACGCAGGGAAGUGGGGUGCUACUCGCAUCCAAGUCCCGUCUGUCAUCCUCUUCGAGUAACGACAGUGGGACUAAAGCCGGCUUACGAAUGCCGGCCGUAGAGUUGACGGUAGCGAAAAAGAAAGAAUAAAAUGGAGGAUUCUCAUGUACAUAGCAUCUCUGUAUAUAUCUCCCUCUACUCUGUGUGUAUAUAAAUUUUCUAGCUAUAAAUGCUCAGCAAUAAAACAGGCGAUGCCCUGUGGAACAGUAGUUCUUAACCACAAAACAACUACUGUUUGACUGUGAUGGGGGAAGCGUCCACCAACAUGAUUCUGUCUUCACUAGAUAUAUAUAUAUAUAUAUCCGACAGAUGCUGGUACAGUUGGGCUAAGGUCCCAAACUGGGGCAGGACAAGGCUAGAUGCCUAUGUAGAAUGCACCGUCUUGUUUCCCACAGGUGGCUGUAAGAACUGUUGUGCCGAAUGUUUAAAAAAAACAACAGCGCAUACUCACCAGAAAGUUGCUUUCCUAACUCACCUUUAUCAUUCUGAAUGAUUCAUAAGUAUCAUUUGUACUGGGGCUAUUGCUGAGAGAGGAGCCGUUGUAUUGAUUAAUCAGUGCAAGAGGAAGUAUGGAAUUAUGUGAUAUUUAAAGCCGUGCCAUAAGGAAGAUGGGUGUACAGUUACUUGGACGUAUUUUGGAAGUUUUCUCUUUUCGGGCUUUGGGAUUGCGCUUUUUUUACGCUGAGAGCUUUAGGUUUACUGCGGCAAGCUUUUAAAAAAUAUAUAUAAAUAUAAUUUUCAAUUUUGAUGAGUAUCCAGUGUUGAUCUAUGAAAAUGUGUCCGUUUUAGCUACUUUUCCUGCUUUUAUCUGCAAGGAGGAUUAAAAUUGUUCUCACUGAAAAAGUAGAUGUAUUAAAAAGGAAAGACACUGUAAAAAUAUGUGUGUAUAGAUACAACUGAGAUGUGCCAGAAUGGAAGGUUCACAAUAAGUCUUGCUUACAUUGCCUCAGAAAAGACAGACUUUGAAUUAGUUCACUAAGGGACAAAAAAACAUUUUAAUAAAUUUAAUAAAUAAAUUAAAUUUAUAUAUAUAAGUUUUGCUUGGUUAAAGAACAUUACCCUUAAAUAAACUGAAAACGAUUUUAUAUUUGUGGCAUCAUCUUAGUUGUCUCCAUAUAUUAUUUUUAUACAGUGGGACAAAAGGUCUCUUAGCUGUGGAGCAAAAAAAAAAAAUGUUUGGAUAAUAACUUUAUUCCCUCCUGACCCACGGAUGCUAUUUGUUAAUUUUUUAACAAAUGUAUCUUAGUUUUAAAUAAAACAAAACCAUACAAAGAAAAUCCUUUCAGCACUUUAAUGGCAAAUUAAUUGAGAAUGUAUGGAGAAUGACCUUGUAAAAUGCAAAUAAACUGUUUAUUAACCUUU